Messenger RNA from Triticum turgidum subsp. durum (durum wheat), 1437 nucleotides. The record is from the annotation of a GenBank genome assembly. NCBI's taxonomy places the organism in Eukaryota, Viridiplantae, Streptophyta, Magnoliopsida, Poales, Poaceae.
AUGGAGCUCGUUGUGCUCAUUGCUCUUCUUCUCUUGGGCUUGACCGUACUGAUCAGGCGGCGUAGCUACAUCUACACUACUAGUACCAGUCGUGCCCGUGCUCCAGCUGCUGUGGUGAUCCAGAGGAUCGCCGAUCCCGCGGUAGCCCACCGUGCGCUCGUCGAGAACGCCGACGACUUCUCGGACCGCCCGGUGGCGCCCUUUCUGGUCUUUCUGGAGAAGAAACACGGCCAGUAUGGCGACGGCCUAGCCUCCGCGCCGUACGGCCCUCUCUGGAGUGCUUUCCGGUGCAACAUCACCUCCGAGACCCUCCACCCGUCGCGCCUCGGGCACGUCACGCCGCUGCAGCGUGAGGCUAUCCAUGGCCUCGUCGCCAAUUUGGGGAAGGAACUGCCGGUGGUCGCCAUCGUCCGCGACCACCUCUACCCUUCCAUCUUCUCGCUACUCGCGCGCCUGUGCUUCGGCGACGACGUGGACGAGGGGCAUGUGCGCGUCAUGGGCUGCCUGAUACGGGAGUUCCAGCAGGUUGCCGUCGGAGAGGCUCGGGCCUCGCCUGGCACCAUGUUGGCCAAGCUCGCGGAGUGGAGACGGCUGCGCCGGCUCUUGGCCAUACACGGCCGGUUGGGCGAGUUGUACCUCCCUCUUGUCGACGCACGGCGGGAGUCCCGACCGACAUGCGACGGUGGCGGCCGUCGUCCAUACGUCGACUCGCUCAUCGACCUACGCGUCCCAGAUGGAGGCAAGGGUGACGGUGCAGGGCGGCGCGCUGUUAGGGACGACGAGUUCGUGAGCCUGCUGUCGGAGUUUCUGGGCGCUGGCACGGGGACGGUGAUGGCAAGCAUCGAAUGGACCCUCGCCCACCUGGUAAACGACCAGGAGAUCCAGAAAAAGCUUCGGGACGAGGUCGACGGCGCCGGCGGGGCCGUGGCCGCCAGCUCCAGCAGGAGCCUCAUCCGUGGCAUGCCGUAUCUGAACGCGGUCGUGCUCGAGACCCUCCGCUUGCAUCCACAGGUGCCCUUCGUCCAGCGCCACGUCCAUGCCGACGCAGCGGAGGUGCUCGGAGUUGGAGGAAAAACCAGCGGCGACUUCAUUGCACAGUUUACUGUUGGAGACAUGGGAAGGGACGGCAAGACGUGGAUCGAUCCGGACGAGUUCCGGCCGGAGCGGUUCCUUCCCGGCGGUGAGGCAGAGGACGUCGGCCCUUUGCCGGGGACCAAAGAGAUAAGGAUGAUGCCAUUCGGCGCCGGGCAUAGGUUCUGCCCGGGCGUGGGUCUGGCCAUGAUGAACAUCAAGUGCUUCUUGGCUGCCCUUGUGCAUGAGUUCGAGUGGGCGCCUCCGGGGACGGAGGGCUGCGCCGGCGUCGACAUGACGGAGCUCAACACCUUCAUCAAGGCGAUGAAGAAGCCCCUUUCCGCACGUCACACGCGACGCACUUAA